GCGCCAGAUGAAGAGCUCCGACCUGUUUUUGAUUUUUACUGGCAUCUCGGCAUGUCCGACGUUGACAUUGCUGCACAUGUGAUGGAUCACUUCGACAAGGAGAGCUAUGGCAUAACUGUGUGGACUAUCCGCCGCCGCCGCAAAGCAUGGGGCAUCCGGAGCACUUGUAAGCAGGGACACACCGUCGAAAGCAUCCAUACCCAUGUGCAGGCGAUCAAGAAGCAGUUCCCAAACAUGGGAGCAGACCGACUCCGGAAGGUGCUGCGGCACAAUGAGAAGAUUCGCGUCUCCAAGCCAGUCGUCCUUGAGUACCUGCGGCUUACAGAGCCUGAGGCAGUUGCGGCGAGGCGCUUUCGCAAGUUCACGCGCCGCCAAUUUGUUGCAGCGGGUGUCCACGACAUGUGGUGUAUUGACCAGCAUGAGAAGCUCAAGCGCCACGGCCUCUUUUGGCACGUUGGGCUCGAUCCAUUUCCUGGGGUUACGCAUUGGUGCCGGGUGUGGUGGACGGUCAAGAAUCCUACUCUGAUCACGAGGUAUCAUCUGGAUGCUGGGCGCAAACUACAAGGAAUUCCGCUCACAACUCAGAGUGAUCCCGGUACAGAAAACUUCGGAGUUGCCUAUGCGCAGACAGCUCUGCGCCACAGGCUCGAUGCUGCGCUCUCUGGUUCCAUUCAGCACCGCUUCUUUCGCAAGCACGGGAACAUCAAACCUGAGAUCUUCUGGUCAUUGUUUCGUCGGUCAUUCAUUUCCGGAUUCGAGCAGAUGAUCGAUGAUGGAGUCGAACAAGGGUGGUACGACAUUGGAGAUCCGCUCGAGAUGUUGACAUUCCGAUACGUCUUCAUACCAUAUCUCCAGCGUGAGACGGAUGCCUGGGUCCAUCUCCAGAACUGGACGAAGCGACGUGCAGACCGCAAGAAGGUCCUUCCAAAUGGUAUCCCAAUGCUCGUGAUGCAGAAGCCGCACAAAUUCAAUGCGGCCGAUUACAAGGCUCGUCUUAUACCUGUCUCUGAUGAGCUCUUUGACGAGAUAGAGGCUAUAUAUGCCCCUCGGGAUGAUCCCGUCUUCAAGCUUGUCCCAGACGAGUUUGCGCUGCGUGCCAAUGCUGUGUGGACGGCUAUUGGCCGUCCGGAACCCCAAUUUGACACUGCCUGGGACAUCUACCGGCGCAUCCUUGCAGGUCUGCGCAGUAUGCCCGCUGAUGUCGCAUUUCAGAACAUGCUUGACGAAACAAGCGAUACUCAGCAGGCUCAUCACACGCCUGAAGAAUCUGGUUACGAAAUGUGUAUGCCAGCUAACCUUGAUGUUCCAUUCGCUCGCCAGUGUAUUGGAGAUGUAGUUAUUCCCUCAGAGCAAGUAGAGCAGAGCGACGCCGAGUCGGAGGCCGACUUGUUUGUUGAUAUCUCUGACACGGAGGCCGUCGAUGAUUCCGAUAGUCAUGGGAUUGGGUUGGACUUCUUCUGA
Fomitopsis serialis is the source of this 1461-nucleotide messenger RNA. RefSeq lists its product as uncharacterized. Lineage: Eukaryota; Fungi; Basidiomycota; Agaricomycetes; Polyporales; Fomitopsidaceae. The transcript has 6 exons. The record is from RefSeq and is a predicted model, not a curated record. The coding region runs from base 52 to 1461 and encodes 469 amino acids.